Messenger RNA from Penicillium cinerascens, 1806 nucleotides. RefSeq names its product putative GPI anchored endo-1,3(4)-beta-glucanase (gene eng2). Bases 1 to 1806 code for a protein of 601 amino acids. Gene Ontology annotation, biological process: glucan catabolic process. The record is from RefSeq and is a predicted model, not a curated record. The transcript has a single exon. Lineage: Eukaryota; Fungi; Ascomycota; Eurotiomycetes; Eurotiales; Aspergillaceae. Gene Ontology annotation, molecular function: hydrolase activity, hydrolyzing O-glycosyl compounds.
AUGGUUUCCUCACUCUUUUCGCGAAGCGCUGGUUCGCUUUUCAUGCUAUGGCUGGCUUCGCCUGCUGCAGCGGUGCCUGAUUACAAGUUGGUGGAGAAAUGGGAGGGCAGGAAUUUCCUGGACUUCUUCAACUUCCACGUCGGGUCCGACCCCACCAAUGGCUUCGUCAACUACCUCGACCAAGAUAGCGCAGAGGACGCUGGUCUGAUCAAGUUCACCGACUCCGGCAGCCUUUACCUCGGGGUCGACCACAAGAACAAAGUUGCCUCCGGCGCCAGAGGCCGCGACUCCGUGCGCAUUGGCAGCAAGAAGUACUACGAGCAGUCUCUGAUCGUUGCCGACAUCGCACACAUGCCUGGAAGCGCCUGCGGUACCUGGCCUGCAUUCUGGUCAGUGGGUCAGAACUGGCCUGCCGAUGGCGAGAUCGACAUCAUCGAGGGAGUCAACCUGCAGGACCACAACGAGAUCGUGAUGCACACCGGGGGUACCUGCAGCAUCAAGGAUGAGGGGAUGUCGGGGUUCGUCAAUGCUACUGGCUGCGGUGAGGACCUAGGAACCGUCGGCUGCGUUAUUGAGGGUCAAAAAGGCAGCUAUGGCACUUCGUUCAACAAACAGGGAGGUGGUGUUUACGCUAUGGAGUGGACCGAGCAGUAUCUCAAGAUCUGGUUCUUCCCCCGCGACUACAUCCCGCCUUCCAUCACGAACGGAGACCCGGAUGUCAGCAAGUUCGGCACCCCGAUGGCCCUGGUCGAGGAGGGUUGCGAUGUUGCCAACAGCUUCAAGGCCCAGUCUUUCAUCUUUGACACCACCUUUUGCGGUGACUGGGCUGGCGGCGUCUUUGGCAAGUCCGGUUGCCCCAUGUCAAGCUCAGAUCCUUUCCAGAGCUGCCACAACUUUGUCGCUAACAACCCGAGUGCCUUUGAGCAGUCCUACUGGGAGAUCAACUCGGUCAAGAUCUACCAGACUGGUGUGAACGGCCUCGAGACCACCUCGCACUCGACUGUGUCGCAAGCUCCUGUCGCCAAGACCAUUGCCACCGCGGCCAAGGAGGCACCCGAAACCACCGCCAUCGCGGAGACUUCCGAGCACUCUGUUGCUCACGAAACUGCUACUCGCGUCGUUGAGUCUUCGGCAGUGCACACUGCUGAAUCUGCUGCUAACGAGGAGACCUCCCCGGCCGGUGUCGUCGGCCUAUUGGGAGAUUCUACCACUGUAGCUCAGGCUUCUGCCACAAGACCUCCACCUGGUGCAUUUGCGGCGACUUUGGAGGCUCCUGCCCCUGCAGCAACUACCAACGAGAAACCCUCCACCACUCGCUACGUCACUAAAUACGUCACUUCUUUCACAACCAUAUGCGAGGCCUCUUCUGCGGCCGCCAGCGUGGCUGAGAAGACUGCGAAGCCUGCGACUACAGAAGUUACGGAAUCGGCUUACUCCCAAGUCCCGGCUGCCACGCAGACUUCUCACGGAGCUCAAACCUCAGCUAUCGAUGUGCCCAACGCUGGCUCCUCUGCUGACGCAGCUUCCAAGGUCGCCAACCAGUCUGCUUCAACCCAUGCCCUUCCGACAGUGAUUCCCGGCCCCGGGUAUAAUCUUGGCUCUGCCAGCCCUUUGCCCUCUGCAAAUUCACCAGGCACCUCCAAGCCUGAUAUUCCCGCCCCCACAGGAAGCUCGGCUCCCUCGGGUUCUGUCUUCACGGGCACCCCUAGCGCCGGCUACAGCCCCGUGUUCACUGGAGCAGCAGAUAAGGUAUCUGUCAAGUUCUCGACAUUUGCUGCAGUCUUUGCUUUCGCUCUCUUUGCAUAA